Messenger RNA from Pteronotus mesoamericanus, 978 nucleotides. Its product is annotated as olfactory receptor 10T2-like. Gene Ontology annotation, molecular function: G protein-coupled receptor activity; olfactory receptor activity. Gene Ontology annotation, cellular component: plasma membrane. NCBI's taxonomy places the organism in Eukaryota, Metazoa, Chordata, Mammalia, Chiroptera, Mormoopidae. Gene Ontology annotation, biological process: detection of chemical stimulus involved in sensory perception of smell; G protein-coupled receptor signaling pathway. The coding region runs from base 1 to 978 and encodes 325 amino acids. The record is from RefSeq and is a predicted model, not a curated record. The transcript has a single exon.
AUGUCCCCGGUCUUUUCUUCUCAGACCCCUAAAAGGCAGUGGGAAAACGCCACCUGGCUGGUCACAGAGUUUGUGCUGGUGGGUUUCUCCAGCCUCCCCGGCCUGAGGACCACCCUCUUCACGCUGUUCUUCCUCAUGUACCUGGUCACCCUCAGCGGCAAUGUCACUAUCAUCACCAUCAUCCACGUGGAUCGGACCCUUCACACGCCCAUGUACCGCUUCCUGGCGGUGCUGUCCCUCUCCGAGACCUGCUACACGCUGGUCACUGUCCCUAACAUGCUGGCUCACCUGCUCAUGGAGAGCCAGGCCAUCUCCAUCGCUGGCUGUCGCGCGCAGAUGUUCUUCUUCCUGGGCCUGGGUUGCAGCCACUGCUUCCUCCUGACCCUGAUGGGCUACGACCGCUACGUGGCCAUCUGCCACCCGCUGCGUUACUCGGUGAUCAUGAGACCUGCGGCCUGCCUCUGCCUGGGAGCCCUGGUUUUCUGCGGGGGGUUCUCAGUGGCCUUGAUCGAGACGGGCAUGAUCUUCUCCUCGCCCUUCUGCCGCAGCGACCGCGUGGAGCACUUCUUCUGCGACAUCGCCCCAGUCCUGAAGCUCAGCUGCGCGGAGAGCGCGGGCAAAGCCCUGGCCAUCUUCUUCCUCAGCGUGCUCGUGGUGCUGGUCUCCUUCCUCCUCAUCCUCCUCUCCUACGCCCUCAUCGGCGCCGCCAUCCUGAGGAUGCGCUCCGCAGCCGGCCGCCGCAGGGCCUUCUCCACCUGCGCCGCCCACCUCACCGUGGUCGUCGUGCAUUUCGGCUGCGCCUCCAUCGUCUACCUGCGGCCCGAAUCUGGAGGAAGCGCUGACCAGGACCGCCUGGUGGCUGUCUUCUACACGGUGGUGACGCCGCUGCUGAACCCCGUGGUGUACACUCUGCGCAACAGGGAGGUGCGGGUGGCUCUGAGGAGGACGCUGGCACGCAGCCGUGGGGGUUCCAAAUAG